AUGCAUUGGAUCAAUGCAGCAUACAUCAGUUGUUUAAAGGCGCACGCAUUUAUUUGCCGAGCGGGUCUCGAGACGAGAGCGUCCGCGACUCAGCAAUCUUGCGUUUUCGCGGUUUUUUGGACUAUUCAAAGGCAAUUCUUGCUCAUUCUCAACUGUUCGUGGUCUAUAAAGGUUUGUCGAGGUUUUUUUUAAAUGAAAAUUAGGCCAAUUCUGAUCAUUUAGCUUUAGUACCGACUUUUUCGCUAUUGACGAACAAAAUCAGUCAAAAAUCAUAUACCUUCUACCCGCAUUUUUCAAGAAACAAGCAAAAAGUUAUCGAUAUUUUGCAUUAAACGCUCUUUGGUUUGAAUGACACUGUUUCUUGACCUCAUUUCGUGUGUAUGAUUCAUUUCCACGUCGCCCCUUUUAUUUUCCACCUAGCAAAAAUCAUUUCCGUUUAGUCGGGGGGAAUUGUCAGUUUUUGCUUUUCUCGCUGUUCAGUUCUAAUCUGUCAUUCUGUUUGUACUGACUUGCAAUUUCCAUCCAGUACAGUGUAUACAUAAAAGAUGAUAAUUCUUAUCGAGCACCCUUUCUCUUUCUCUCCGUUUUUGUGCAGUGUUCAACACAACGAAAAUAUUGAAAGUUACGUGGCUGCUGUCUAUGACUCUCUUCUCCAUGACAUCACAGCAGAGACGACAAAGACAAGCGAAGAAAUAGUGCGCAAACCGGUGAAAACGGGAGGAGAUAACGUGUAGCGGGAUGAGGUAGUCGACAUUGCGAUUGACAAUGCCGGGCGAGCGAGACGCAGAUGGUUUAGAGAACACUAGAGAAACCGCGCCUCUGGCCGCUCACAGCCAGUCCAGCAAGCCCCUUCGGGCAUCGACGCAUAGACACACAUCAAUUCCGCCCCAAUUUUCCUUCAUUUCGUCAAGUAUUUCGUAACUUCUCGUCAUAGCUCAAAACCUGACUAUAAAACUCAUUAUUGCAGAAGCCCACUUCUUACACUUGGUUUACCACAUCAGAUAACUGGGAGAUCCAGUUGUGCAUGUUCUUGUGCCCACACAAACUCGCGCCAAUUUGCACUUAUAUGAUCGACAACCCUCAGGAAGGUAAGCUCAACACGUGGCAUCCUCGUAGCCUCGUGCUCUUUUGCAACGUUGCUAUGGAGAACGGGGUGGGUGAAAUUUUUGAAAAAAGUGAUCAUUAGUUAAAUCUCCGUGUGUGCCUGUUCGGACGAAUCCUGGAGGUCUGUUUUGGGUCAACUUCUCCAAUCCGCUCUUGGUGGUUAUACUAAAGUGAACCCUGCAGCUAUAAACAAAUAGUUGUUUUUGCAAAGUGAAUCGUACUGGGCGAAACUAGUUUGCGCCAACGAUUUGUUCCACUCCUUCAACAUUGGGAUGUUCGAUUGUCAGAACGAGCACAACAUUGAAAUGUCGUUCCGGUGAUUAAGCGCUGCUUCGGUGCGGAAAAAGGACAUGACCAGAAUCUAUUCUCCGCUUAUCAUGUGCGAUGGCCAGCUGACUAGAUCACGACGUGGCGUUGGUGACAAAUCGAAGCAAAAAGUUCGUAAAUCUGCAGAACGCGCGAAGUGUCAAUAAACGAUUGAAUAAAGCGUCCAACAGGAUCAUUUUUCCGCACUGAACAUGCGCAAUAAAAAUGAACACAGUUCAACUAUAAAAAUCACUUUUGGAAAAAGGGAUUUCACUAAACGAGUCUCUCGGAACCUGUGAAAAUUCAUGCGAUUAUCAAAGUUCCACGUCGAACAUUGCAUUCGCGCUCUCAUAAUUUGUAUGUUCGUUCUUACGCCUGUCAUCGCGGGUUUUUUGGCUGCCCAUAAACCCCACCUAUGAAGGGGAGAGAUAGAUAGUGGGGGCACAUAAUCGGUUUGUCAAGAGUAUCAAUCACCAUCAUAUUUUCAGGGAGGUUGUCCAGAAAGAGAAAGAAACUGAAGAUUUGCGAAUCGAUAGCGUCGUCAUCUCUCGACGCCAGCCAAGCCAAGAUCGUUUACAACAGUGUAUGCAAUUCUCCAAAUCCACAUAUCAACCGGACUCGUGAUAUUUACUUCUUGUAAGUGUCGGCCUACGGGAAGUCCUAAUGCUCACAGUGGAUGGUAGCGAUUUUCAGAAGACGGUCUAAACAAAAGCAUUCGCCAUGGCUCUCAACGUGA
Messenger RNA from Caenorhabditis sp. 36 PRJEB53466, 2146 nucleotides. The record is from the annotation of a GenBank genome assembly. NCBI's taxonomy places the organism in Eukaryota, Metazoa, Nematoda, Chromadorea, Rhabditida, Rhabditidae.